AUAGUCUGGACAUGAAAAUGGGACCUUUUUAACAUACAUACUAUCAAGAAUGUCUUGAAAUGUUGGUCUUUGUCCUCGCUUUGUUGUAGUUGUAUAUGUUAUUAACAACCGCAAGUCUGAAAUUCAGCCGGCGCUCGUAGUUAAAAACAAUUAUUCAUGUAAUGUGAAUUUUAAUGACUACAUUUUCAUUUACCGCAAUGAUUGAAUCGUGUUGUGUUUGUGGGAUAAUCGCGCAUGAACGUGAUCGCGUGAGAUAAUAAGCUAUACCUAGGUUUAAAAAUCGAUUGAAGUCAAACGACGGUUUCUUUGUUGACUAUGAGUUAGCUUUACAAGCAGGCUCAAUCGCUUAACAACGUGACACUAACAGCUUCAUUUAUACCUAUCCAUCAUAAAAGCAUUGAAUAUAAACAGUUUAUUUUGUACUUAAAGUCAAUUAAGAUGGCUACCAAAGAUAUGUACCAUAAUUUAAGGUUACUUAUAUUUUCCGAUGACUCACUCACGAUAGCAGGUUGCAUUGACAGCGUUUAUUCGUUACCUACUCGUAGCGAUCGCUAUCAUAACAUCAAAUGUAUUGUAUCAGUUGUUAUUAUGAAACACAGACAACGAGAUCUAAACCAUACAAAAAAGAACUUGCCUUAUGAAUGCCUCCAUGACGAUUUUUUACAGAUCAUGGCAAAAAUAUUUCGGUUCUCACGAUGGUUUGGUGUAGCUGGCUCUGGAAAUGUUUUGUGGAAAACUUUUGGCCUUUGCAUUUUGCUUUUGCUCGGAGUCAUAGAAGGCGUUGCUAUUUGGCGUGUCGUUAAAGCACUUGCUGGAUUAGCUAUUGAUAUUGAAGGUCAUAGGAGUGUCACUGCACGACUAGCGGGAGCAACGUUCUACGCGUCCUCGAUAACUACACUUAUUCUCUCUUGGAAGUUGUCAUCUUCAUGGGAAACAAUAGCUUCGUAUUGGGCCUCAAUCGAUCGAAGUAUAGCAAUAAACGUUUCGUCCGAUAAAAAAAUAAAGACUCGGAUGAUCACAGUAACGUCUGUGAUGGUAACUUGUGUGGUUGUGGAACACGCCAUGAGCAUGAUGUCACAAGUUGGGUUUGAAUGCCCGCCUUCACUUAUCCUAAAGCGGUACACACUGAUGUCUCAUGGAUUUUUGUUACUCAGAACGGAUUAUUCAAUAUGGUUUGCCGUACCGCUUCUCUUUAUGAGCAAAAUAGCUACGAUCCUGUGGAACUACCAAGAUAUACUUAUAGUAUUAAUAAGCAUGGGAUUGACUUCGCGAUACAACACACUUAACCAAUACGUUGCCAAAUUCUCUACGCUCAGCAAGGAUCCUUGGAACCCUCAUGGUGAGUGCAGUAAAGGACAUACGUGGCGCAGAAUACGUGAGGCGUAUGUAAAGCAGGCCCAGCUCGUCCGCCAAUUGGAUCAGUCACUGGGCGGACUCAUCCUGCUCUCAAACCUUGUCAACUUUUAUUUCAUUUGUCUACAGUUAUUUUUAGGGAUUACACAAGGACUUUCUGGAGAUUUGAUAAAACGUUUGUACUACGUGGUGUCGUUGGUAUGGUUAUGCGUCAGAGUGAGUUGCGUUGUGCUUGCGGCUGCCGAUAUAAACGUGCACUCCACGAAAGCUCUCCGGCACCUCCAUGCUAGUGACAGACACUACUACAAUGUAGAAAUUGUGAGAUUACAAAAUCAACUUAGUAAAGAUUACGUCGCUUUAACGGGAUUGGGAUUUUUUUCCCUUAACAGGACAGUUUUGUUGCAAGUACAUGGCGGGAGCUAUAAUCACGUAUGAAUUAGUACUAAUACAAUUCGAUGAUCAUGGAUUUACGGAACACAAGUCUGCUCUUAAUUCGACAACGUUCUAAAGCGUCAAGCGUCAAGUACGUGCAGUGCGAGCAAAGAUAAGAAAAGAGAUUCUUUCAUUAACAGUUUUAUUGGUGUGGUACAUAGGACUAGAAUAUCCUCUAGCCAAACUGACUACCAGUAUCAUAUAUUAUUAUCAUUACGUAUUUACUACUAAGGGGCGUAUUAAACGUAUUUAGGUGUAGCUUAAUUUUAGUUUUUAAUUUAUGUUGUAUAUGUUUAUUUCAGUGGUAUAGCAUUAACUUUAGUUUCAAGUUUAUGUUUGUUUUGACUGAUAAAAUGUAAUACUUAGCUUUUAAUAAAAAAAGUUUGCCAUAA
This is a messenger RNA of Cydia pomonella (codling moth), 2177 nucleotides long. Its product is annotated as gustatory receptor 5a for trehalose-like. NCBI's taxonomy places the organism in Eukaryota, Metazoa, Arthropoda, Insecta, Lepidoptera, Tortricidae. Gene Ontology annotation, biological process: detection of chemical stimulus involved in sensory perception of taste; sensory perception of chemical stimulus. The transcript is spliced from 11 exons. The record is from RefSeq and is a predicted model, not a curated record. Gene Ontology annotation, molecular function: taste receptor activity. Gene Ontology annotation, cellular component: membrane. The coding region runs from base 439 to 1788 and encodes 449 amino acids.